Molecule: messenger RNA, 358 nt
Organism: Dentiscutata erythropus
Lineage: Eukaryota; Fungi; Glomeromycota; Glomeromycetes; Diversisporales; Gigasporaceae
Source: the annotation of a GenBank genome assembly
CAGUGUGGUAAAGAGCGAAAUAACUGUCCAAUCAAAUCAUUUGAAUCAUAUGAAAACUGCAUAUGGAGGAAUACUCAUGACAUUAGUCGAUAUUUGUGGAUCUCUCGUAAUAGCUUCAAAAGGAUUGAAUUAUUCCUCCGGUGUUAGUACAAAUAUCAAUAUUUCAUUUACAAAUACUACAAAAAAAGGAGAUGUUUUAUUCAUAGAAGCAGAAUGUAUAAAGUUUGGCAAGGCUAUGGGAUUUGCUGAUAUAAAAAUAUAUAACAAAGAUACUAGAAAGCUAAUAGCUCAAGGUCAACAUAUUAAAUAUAUUGCGAUCACAUUAAGACAAUCAGAAUCAAAACGAGCAAAAAUUUAA